CCACACUUUUCCACUGCCCACAUAUACACAGAGUCCUAGCUCAGCCAGCUCCCCCGCUCGUCGCACACUAAGCAGCCAAUCAGCCAUGAGCAAGGAGAAGCACCCCCGCGACUGGAUCCUCCGGCGCUGCUGCGGCUCCAUCGCCGCCUGCAUCCUGACUCUCGCCGUCCUCGUCGGGUUCAUCGUGCUCGUCAUCUACCUCGCCCUGCACCCCUCCAAGCCGUCCUUCUACCUCCAGGAUGUGCAGCUCCGCUCCAUCGACCUCAGCGACCCAGCCCUCUCCCUCGAUCUCCAGGUGACGAUUGCGUCGCGGAACCCGAACGACCGGGUGGGCGUGUACUACAAGACCCUGGACGUGUUCACGACGUACCGCGACGAGCCGGUGACGGUCCCCGUGGCGAUGCCGGCCAUCUACCAGGGGCACAAGGACAUGUCGGUGUGGUCGCCCGUGAUGUCGGGGGAGUCGGUGCCCGUGGCGCAGUAUGUGGCGGACGCCAUGAAGCAGGACAUCGCCGCCGGGUACGUGCUGCUGCACGUCAAGGUGGACGGCCGCGUCAAGUGGAAGGUCGGCAGCUGGGUCUCCGGCGGGUACCACCUCUUCGUCAACUGCCCCGCGCUGCUCGCCACCAGCGGCAACGCCGCCGGAGGCGCCUUCGCCAUGAGCGCCACGGCGGGCGGCGUCCCAGGCGGCGGCAACGGGACCGUCUCGCUCAAGUUCACGCACCCGGCGGACUGCACAGUCGACGUGUGACAAGUGACAACGUACGAGGACGUCGUUCAGUGCACGCGUAGUUUAUCGAGUAAUUCUGUAGCAAUUGUAAUGCUAGCAUCACGUUGUCGAGUCAUCUUGUUUCCCCUUUUUAUCAACCUGUGCAGAAUAAAGCUAUACACUGUCUCGUA
Phragmites australis (common reed) is the source of this 900-nucleotide messenger RNA. Its product is annotated as NDR1/HIN1-like protein 1. The transcript has 2 exons. Bases 86 to 751 code for a protein of 221 amino acids. The record is from RefSeq and is a predicted model, not a curated record. Gene Ontology annotation, biological process: defense response to other organism. NCBI's taxonomy places the organism in Eukaryota, Viridiplantae, Streptophyta, Magnoliopsida, Poales, Poaceae.